UCGCGUGCUCAAAAAUGUUCCUCACAAGAAUCACAGGUGUGGACUGGAGCAGUCUACACACCGCACCCCAACUUCCCAUUAAAACUUGCAUUCACCUUCAAAUUCUUUAUAAAAUAUACAGUAGUUUUUCGAGAAGAACCACCGAAUCCUGAUUCCUCGCAGCUCACCAAACGCGUCAAAACUCGUCUUUUCCAUUCUCUCUCCGACACUUGCCGUAUUACCAGAAGCAAUCAACCUUAAAGAGUACACAACGUCUGUAGGCCGAAAUUGAAUUACAUUCUUUCUCAAAGCUUUGGUGAUAGAUCCUCUCCUAAGUCUUGUUUAUAGAGAAAGGAAAAUGGAUUCUUCAGAUCAACGCCGCAAGAGAAAACGCAUUCUCAGGCAAUCUUAUUCUCCUCGCCACUUCUUGUCUGUAAGAUCUCUUGUUAUGUGUUUUAGCUUCUUCACUUCGCUUUGUCUUUUAUCCUAUACGACUCCCUUUAGAUCUUCCGCUUAUCGCCCUGUUCAAGUGGUUUCAAGCUUAUCUUUGUUGUCUUCCUCUAUUUCGAGAAAAGUUAAAUCAGUUCAAGAUUUUGAUGGUUCGCUGCUGCCAUUGAAAAUAGAGAGCCGGGUUUUGUUCCCCGACCAUGUUUUGUUAUUGGUGGGCGGUGGAAAGAUGGAGAAGAGUGGUGCUGAAGAGUUGGAGUGUAUUUAUUAUGGUAAAUUUGACAGCAUUGACAGUGGUGAUUUUGAAAAGAAAAAUGUGUUUUCUGUUGAUGAAUAUGAUGGGUUUAGGUCAAUUGUAAGGUGCCCUCUUCCACCUGUGAACUAUUCAAGUGUUGUAAACUUGAAGAGGCGGGGUAAAAAUGGAAUCUUGGGGGAGAAAGUUGGGCUGCGGGUGGAUAGUCAGACUGUUAAUUCUUGGGAAAAUGUGGCUUAUGAGGCUACUUUGGAUGGGGACACUGCUAUUGUGUUUGUUAAGGGAUUGAAUUUGAGGCCUGAUAGAGAGUCUGAUCCUAGUCAGUUUAGUUGCCAUUUUGGAUUAGGGAAAUGGGAAAGGGGUGGAAGGUUUAUGUUCACAACGAAGGCUUUGACUGCCGCCCAGGAAGUUGUGAGGUGUUCUUUGCCAAAGAGCAUUAGUAGAAACCCUGAUAAGGCUCAGGGGAUUCGUGUGACCGUUGGAGCAACACCCCAUGCUCGCAAUCGAGCUCACAAGCGAGUGCUUGUGCCAUCAGUGGCCAAGAUUUUCGACUCAGGGCCCGUUGUUAAGAAGAGGAGUCUGGGGGGAAAAUACGAGCUUUGUGUGUGUACAAUGGUGUGGAAUCAGGCUCCAGCCAUUCGUGAGUGGAUUAUGUAUCAUUCUUGGCUUGGAGUUGAAAGGUGGUUCAUCUAUGAUAACAAUAGUGAUGACGGACUGGAUGAGGUUAUUCAGGAGCUUGAUCUUGAAAACUACAAUGUUACUAGGCAUGUUUGGCCAUGGAUCAAGACUCAGGAAGCCGGAUUCUCACACUGUGCUGUCAGAGCAAAGGAUGAAUGCAAUUGGAUUUCCUUCAUGGACGUGGAUGAGUAUUUCUACUUUCCAUAUUCAACAACUGGACACCAGAACUUCAGGGCAGUGGGUUAUGCGUCUCAGAAUUCACUUCGUGCCUUAGUUGCAAAUUUUUCGUCAUCGUCGACCACUAUUGGGGAGAUCAGGACAUCUUGCCACAGUUUUGGGCCAUCAGGGCUGAAUUCACCACCCCCACAGGGAGUCACCGUUGGUUAUACUUGUCGUCUCCAGAGUCCUGAGAGGCAUAAAUCAAUCAUUAGACCAGAUGCACUAGACACUACCUUGCUCAAUGUGGUACACCAUUUUCAUCUGAGGAAGGGAUUCGAAUACCUGAAUUUACCUCAGAGUACAGCUACAAUCAAUCACUAUAAAUACCAGGUGUGGGACGUUUUCAGAGCUAAGUUUUACAGAAGAGUUGCUACAUAUGUUGCGGAUUGGCAAGAUAACCAAAACGAAGGGUCGAGGGACAGGGCACCAGGGCUGGGGACGGAGGCCAUUGAACCGCCUGAUUGGCCACAGAAGUUCUGUGAGGUUUGGGACACGGGGUUGAGGGACUUUGUUUUGACCAAUUUGGCUGAUCCUUCGACCAGUUUGCUGCCAUGGGCGAGGCAUUCAGCUUUGACUGAUCAAACCGGGGAGAGUUGAAGUUCACCUUUCCCCAUUGUAAAGGAGGAAAUCACACGAUAAUCAUUCAUUCAUUAUUGUUUCAGAAUUUAUCUCAUUUUUUGUUUUUAUAGACAACAGAUUGAAGGGCAUAGAUCUUGGUACAGGAAUUUUACAUAGUGUAAUUUUGAUGAGGAUUUUGCACUAUUCUUUGCUCCAUGCUUAUUCAGUGAUUACUGAUUGGAUACUCCCUAUACUCUGUCGUAAAGCUUAUUCUUAGCUUCCUUGUAAUCUUAUUUGCAGCGCUAUCUGAAUAUUCCUAGCACGUUUCUCAAA
This is a messenger RNA of Sesamum indicum (sesame), 2467 nucleotides long. Its product is annotated as glycosyltransferase family 92 protein RCOM_0530710. Lineage: Eukaryota; Viridiplantae; Streptophyta; Magnoliopsida; Lamiales; Pedaliaceae. Gene Ontology annotation, molecular function: glycosyltransferase activity. Gene Ontology annotation, cellular component: cytoplasm. The record is from RefSeq and is a predicted model, not a curated record.